This is a messenger RNA of Drosophila bipectinata, 2175 nucleotides long. It is a transcript of the gene mab-21, whose product is annotated as nucleotidyltransferase mab-21. The record is from RefSeq and is a predicted model, not a curated record. NCBI's taxonomy places the organism in Eukaryota, Metazoa, Arthropoda, Insecta, Diptera, Drosophilidae.
UUUUUUUUCCGACCAUAUCGUUCGUCUGGUUCGCAUCGCUGCUGCCGCAACGAAUUUUCCUUGAAAACCAACCAAACCACAACAACAACAAAAAUUAAGAGAGAAAAACGCGGCGGAAAAUUCGUAAAAAAAAAGCCGGCUGGAAAAAAUAUUAAUAAAAAUUAUAUAAAAAAAAAAAUAAAAAUUAAAGCCCGUCGGUUAAACAUUUAUUGCUUUUGGAUUUGUUUUUCUGUGUUUGUGAGAGAAAAGUGUAACCAAAGUUAUUAAAAUUCAUAUGCAGUGUUACCAUUACCUUGGAUAUUACAUGAAAAUCUAAGUUGAGAAUUAUAACAUAGAAGAAAAGCGGCAAGAAGCAGCAGAAGGAGGAAUCGAUAGUCCCUUUUGAGAUAAAACGGAUAAUGCUGGUGCCGUCGGACAUGAUCGCGGCGCAGUCCAAGAUGGUCUACCAGAUGAACAAGUACUGCGCCGAUCGCGUCCAGGUGCGCAAGGCCCAGAUCCACAAACAGAUCCAGGAGGUGUGCCGCAUCGUUCAGGACGUCCUCAAGGAGGUGGAGGUCCAGGAGCCCAGAUUCAUCUCCUCCCUGAACGACUAUAACGGCCGCUUCGAGGGCCUGGAGGUUAUAUCGCCCACGGAAUUCGAAAUUAUCAUAUAUUUGAAUCAAAUGGGUGUUCUCAACUUCGUGGACGACGGCACUCUGCCAGGAUGUGCUGUCCUGAAGCUAAGCGACGGCCGGAAGCGUUCCAUGUCCUUGUGGGUGGAGUUUAUCACGGCGAGCGGGUAUCUGUCCGCCCGGAAAAUCCGCUCCCGCUUCCAGACACUGGUGGCCCAGGCGUGCGACAAGUGCGCCUACCGCGACAUCGUCAAGAUGAUCGCCGACACCACGGAGGUGAAGCUGCGCAUCCGGGAGCGCAUCAUUGUCCAGAUCACGCCCGCCUUCAAGUGCGCCGGCCUCUGGCCGCGCUCUGCCUCCCACUGGCCCCUGCCCGGCAUACCCUGGCCGCAUCCCAACAUCGUCGCCGAGGUCAAGACCGAGGGAUUUGAUAUGCUCUCCAAGGAGUGCAUCGCUCUGCAGGGCAAGAACUCCGCCAUGGAGGGCGAUGCCUGGGUCCUGAGCUUCACCGAUGCCGAGAAUCGAUUGCUGCAAGGAGCCAGUCGUCGAAGGUGCCUGAGUAUCCUGAAGACCCUGAGAGAUCGGCAUCUGGACCUGCCCGGCAACCCGGUGACCUCGUACCAUCUGAAAACCCUGCUGCUGUACGAGUGCGAGAAGCAUCCCAGGGAAAUGGAAUGGGAGGAGAACUGCAUCGCGGACAGGAUCAAUGGAAUAUUCCUGCAGCUGAUAUCCUGCCUGCAGUGUCGCCGCUGUCCGCACUACUUCCUGCCCAAUAUGGAUCUGUUCAAGGGCAAGUCCCCGGGAGCUCUGGAAAAUGCGGCCAAGCAGGUUUGGAGACUAACACGCAUAAUGCUGACCAAUGUCCGGUGCCUGGAAGAGCUGUAGAAUCAAACAAAAACAGGAUCAAGAUGAUCUAGAGAGGAUCAGAGUUCCCCUUGCCACUAAACACAAAAUUGGAAUCCCUUCAGAUCUGUUCAGGGGCUACCAAAUAACGUAAUCUUUGGGGUUUUAUUUUCUUAUUUUAUUUGUUAUAUAUAUUGAAAUAUAUAUAUGUAUUUUUCUGAUGACAGAUCGGGGGGAUAUAUAUAGGGGGGAUCUGAAGGGUCUGAGACAAAGGAGAGCAAGGAAAUUGUAACCCAAAUACUAUUUGAUAUUUCGCUUAGAUUUUAAAAUUAAGUUUUAGGUGCUUUCGAAAAGUAUACGCCGCUUAAAGAGUUUCCUAUAAUUAGUGCAUAUAUAUAAUAUAAAAAAUAAAAAAUAUAUAUAUACAAAAUAUAUAUAUAUUUAGCCUAAAACCUAGAGUUAUCCCAUACGCACAAAUGUUUUUUUUUUAUAAAAAUAAAUUUAUAUAUUUAAUAUAACAAAGCUAGCAAAGCGCAGUGACAAAAAAAAGAAACAGAAAAAAUUAGCUAAAUUAGUUUUUUUUAAGUAAAAUGGAAAACUAAAAACUGAGACAACCGAUUUCUGGAAUAUUUCCCGUCGGUCUUUAAAUUAUUUAUUAAAUGUUUUUUUUUUGCCUUCUUCUUGUGAGUUUAGUCAAUAAAAUGUAAGUUUUUCAUUGAAA